AUGCCUGCCCCAGGCGACCAACACCGCGACAACGCCAACACCGUCAACCCCUUCGUCAAAUCCGAACCGCGCAUUUCCGAAUACACUGCCCAGGAGAUUGCCACUCUGCAGAGCCGACUCGAAAAACAACUGGGCCCUGAAUACAUCUCUACGCGACCAGGUGCUGGGGGCGGAAAGGUGCACUACUUGGCGGCAGAAAAGGUCAUCAAUCUUGCCAAUGAGGUCUUUGGCUUCAAUGGCUGGAGCUCGUCCAUUCAGAACGUCCAAAUCGACUUUGUGGACGAGAACAGGGAGACGGGGCGGAUCAACUUGGGCUUGUCCACCAUUGUGCGAGUGACAGUAAAGGAUGGCACAUUCCACGAAGACAUUGGCUACGGACAUUGCGAGAAUACCAAAGGCAAAGCUGCUGCAUUCGAGAAGGCGAAAAAGGAAGCUGCGACCGACGCUAUGAAGCGAGCACUGCGGAACUUUGGCAACGUGCUCGGCAACUGCUUAUACGACAAGGAAUACCUGCAGAAAAUCACCAAAGUCAAGGUUGCACCCUCGAAAUGGACCACCGACAAUCUACAUCGACACCCAGACUACGCAGUCGUGAAGAAGGAACCGACAAUACAGGCGGCGCCAACGCCAGGGAGGGAUAAUGGCUCUCGCAGGAACACGAGCUUGCAGUCCGCACAUUCUGCUGGCUCGGGAGAGUUUGACGAUGAUUUUGGGGAGACUGCCGAGUUUGAUGAGACUGAUUUCAGCCAUCCCGAUGAAGUGAGGCUGGACGACUCCGAAAUCAGCAAUGGUCCGCCCGCGCAUGUGCAACGAGCCAUAGGUCCGCAACAGAAUGGGCAGCGACAGGCCAUGUCCAGAACGCACUCCAUGCCCACGAUACCACCGCCGAACAUUCAGCCACCAGCUCCAGUCACGAGAAUGCAGGCUCCGCCAAAGCCGCAAGCCGUACAGCGACAGCCACAGAAUGCAGCACAAUCAGCGCAGCGAAUGGUACCGCCGCAAACGCCAGGGAACCAACAACGAGCACAGGCGCAACCGCAACCACAGCCGCAACCGCAGCCCCAACCGCAGCAGACGACGAAUAAGAACGCUCAACAGAAUCCAGAUGGCGUCCGGUCGAAUUCCUCAUCGGGAAGUACUCUGGAGUCGCCAACAGCGCACGCCCAGCAACGGCCACAUCAUCCCGCCAAUGUCCAAGCACAGGUCGACGAGCCCAGUAUGCCCCCACCAGGGGCUGCUGUAGGUUUCAUGUCCGGGCGCGCACUCGCGAAGCCCGAUGCAAAUCCAGCGUUCAAUCCACACGCCGAGAGUCCAUCCAUACGACGAACGCAGGGUGUCAAUCCUCGCGUGUCAGCUCCCAUCAGACGCGAACAACUUGCAGCAGGACAGCCUUUGACAGGUCAGCAGCCAGCGGCGCAGGCGACGGCAGGUGGCGCGGGAGGCUUCAAGCCCGUUAGCGUGGGCGCAGGCAACAUCGUGGGUGGUGCAUCACGGCCGACUGCGACCAAUUACAUUAAUCCCGCCGCCGAUACGAGUCGAAAGAUUGGCAUGCCACUAGCAGGUGGAGGCUUUCGGAACAGUAAUGGCUAUAAGCCACCCGGUGCAGCAACGAAGAGACCUGCCAUGUCGGAUGUCACCAACACGUACGGUGGGGAUGGAGCGAGCGAUGGUGUGGGCGAAGUGAAGAAAGCCAAGGUGGAAAAGGGUACGAGCACCGAGAAUGCUGCGCCUGAUACUGGACAGAAUCCAGCCACCACGUGA
This is a messenger RNA of Sphaerulina musiva SO2202, 1761 nucleotides long. RefSeq lists its product as uncharacterized. Gene Ontology annotation, biological process: mitotic recombination; double-strand break repair via single-strand annealing; double-strand break repair via homologous recombination. The transcript is spliced from 2 exons. Bases 1 to 1761 code for a protein of 586 amino acids. Lineage: Eukaryota; Fungi; Ascomycota; Dothideomycetes; Mycosphaerellales; Mycosphaerellaceae. The record is from RefSeq and is a predicted model, not a curated record. Gene Ontology annotation, cellular component: nucleus.